Messenger RNA from Patiria miniata (bat star), 6390 nucleotides. RefSeq lists its product as uncharacterized. The record is from RefSeq and is a predicted model, not a curated record. Gene Ontology annotation, molecular function: 3'-5'-RNA exonuclease activity. The transcript is spliced from 2 exons. NCBI's taxonomy places the organism in Eukaryota, Metazoa, Echinodermata, Asteroidea, Valvatida, Asterinidae. Bases 1937 to 5614 code for a protein of 1225 amino acids.
AGGGAGGUCACAACGAGUGUUCUAUACAGUCAUGCAUAUAUCGUAUGGUCCGAAUAGCUUCGCGUUGAAUUAGUACCAACUUAAAAACAAAAAAUUACGUAUGAAAAUGUCGUCCCAGAAUAAUUUCCUUUUGGAUUUCAGUUCCUCAAAUACUAACCUAAAUGACUUCAAAGGAUGGUUUAUCUGGGUGUAUUAGAUCUCUGAACAGAGAGUCGCAAGUUUUGUAUAAAAUGCGUGAUUUCCAUGCUUCCGCGAUUCACUGUGCAACAGUAUACGCUCAGGCUCCACAGACAACUCCGAUCCGCCGAACAAAAUAUUGUAAAGCCUGUUUUCAAGCGCCCGGCCGACUCAGUGCGAGAGGGCGCUACACUUCCCGGCUCUGCUGCGUUUCCAGAUAAUAAUUCAAGGGGUCACUAGGUCUUUCAAUAAUUACAAUCCGACUUUUGGUUCAUAGGUUACAAAUAAAACAAAUAUUCAUUCGUAAAUAAAGUAAAUAAUAAUUAAUUCAGAUAUUAUGAUUUUGGUAUCAUUUUAAAGAGCAAGUUUUCAUUAAAUAAUUUCUAUUUGGAUCGAUUUCUCACAACGCUUUGCACGUGGUCGGAAAACAGGGUGAACGAACUAUAUGCAGUGAGCCUGGCAACGUUGUGCGUUGUGACAGAAAUGGCGUCUCAUUUCGUGCGCGAUGAUUUGCGCAAAUUCGUGUUACUAGAUUCAAUUUAUAGAGCUGCGGGGACAUCGCAAAAGGAAACCGAGUGUCUCUUUUUGAGAAAUCUACGACCAGGUAAUUAUUCAGUCUUUUAUUUUAUACAAAUAUCAGGAGAAAAGUAUAAUUUAAAGUGAUUAAAAUCGUCAUGUACUGAACGUUAGUAUGAAUUCACUGGGAAUCCCGAUGCGAAAAUGGAAAGUAUGAAAAGCUGUCCCAAUAUUUGUUCGGAUGGCUUAUUUCUCAUUAUCAAACUUCCUAAAGUAUUGUGAUAGGAUAAUAAUACCAGAUUUAUAAAUAUAAAGCAUGACAAAAACAUCAAAUGUUGUACAUUUUGCCCUUCAAGUUCAUGGUUCGGCAUGGUACACUUUCACUCGUCUCAACCACGAUUUUAGUGUUACACACAGCUCGUCAUCCGCUUUUUUUUGGGGCGAUACCAUUUUUAGUAUAGGUGUGAAAAACGAAUGUGCAUUGUAAAACUAAUGAAAUAUUAUUGAUAUUGUCUGCACUUUCCAUCAGAAAAUAUUUAGUUUUAGGAAAUUUGUUCCAUAAUAUUACAAUUUAUAAUAGUGUUGCACAUUUUCUGCAUAUUUUCCAUAUUGUCUACUUGUGUUUUUUUUCUUUUGCAAGGUCGUCACCCCUAUUUUACCUAUUGGCUGAGUCCAAAAAGUUAAAUCCCAAUUAUUACAUUUAAAAACUUGUUUUGACAGGUUUUUUAUAUAUUUUUUUAAAAUAAAAGUAGGCUUUAGGCUACUACACUAGCCUAGGUCUAGGGUGAAUGAAAACAUGCCAACCACUGAUGCCAAAAUAAAGUGAAAUGCAACUCAUAAUUAGUAUUAUUAUGUGAUUGUGAAAACCUUCCAAAACAAAAUAACAUUUUAUAUUGUCACUUAGUUUUUUUCAAUAUCUUUGCAUCCCACAAUGACGCAAGUCAUCUUUUAAUCUUUAUUGAAAUUAAAUUAUUCAACAAUAAAAACAAUUGUUCUACUUGUGAGUUCUUGUAUUUUUUUUCUUAAUCCAGAUUCACUUGGAAGCGAUUUCCAAAUUACUUACGCAUGGGUGUAUAUCCUUGAUGCUGGUAUUCGUACUCGUGGAUGGACCAUUACGCGUGCCUUACCUGAGUGUCUACACAUCCUUGAUCCAGCAGCCAUAAUACCAACCAGAUUGACAUCACUUACAAAUACAGCAAAGCGACUUUGUGAUGCUUGCCAGAAUGAUAAUGAUGUUGCAUCAAUGAUUCACACAGUGGCUCAUCAAUUAUACCCGAAGGAUGCAACCAUCAUAGGGGAUGAAUGUGAGGCAGCUGCUGUAUACACAAAUUGUUUGGAAAAAGAGCAAGUUCCACCAAAAGAUAUUACCGAGAUGAUGGUGUACGAGUUAGAGCUGUACAGAAGCAAGCAGGGUCGAUCUGGAAAAGACCUACUCUCCUGGUUAGGAAAUCUACUUGGUCACAAGCAAAUCUCUUCAGUCAAUAACAAAUCCAUUCUCUCAACAAUACAAGCCAUAAAAAGGAAAAAGCAAGAUGCCGACCACAAGAAGAAAAAAGAGAUUCUGAUAGAAAUGACACAGACAUUGUUUGUCCCCUCUAAAACAAAUGUGUGUGUAGCUACAGGUGAUAACAAAAUGCUCCAACAAUACAAGGCAGACCUGAUGAGAACCAAACAGAAAAACAGGAAACUUCAACUGGAGGUAAACGCUAAACACAAAGAAUUGGAAAACACAACUAAGCAGUUAACUAAGGCCUGUAAAGACAGAAACGCACAAUCUGCUAUUAUCAGCAGUCAAACAAAACAGACAGCUGCCACUAAUAAAGUCAAGAAAGAACUGAAGAAAAGAAAGCGGGAACUCGAUAAUAGCGAAAGUCGAUAUAAACCCCGGAAUGUUGAGAGGAGAGAAUCAACAAUGAUGAAUACCAUACAGAAGCUAGAAAAACAGCAGAAGGACAGCAAAGCCAGACUUCAAGGAGAGCUGACAAAGACAAAGAAAAGGUUGGAAAAGAAAUUGGAUGACCAAACUAGAUCUUGCCUAUCCAGACGGUACUUUGUAAAUAAGUCUAAAAGUCUUCAUGACAAGCUGUCAGAGGUCAUCACUUUAGAAGAUUACAAUAAGUUGAACGACAAAUAUCUGCAACUUAAGCAAGAUUUUGCAACUCUGCAAAUAAAACAUUUUGAGAAAGAACUGGAAAUUGAUCACCUGAGAGAAAAGAAUAAGCCAGUACUGAAGGAAGGGGGUCGAAGUGGAAAGACGUGUGCAUAUUCGGAUGAUGUCCAUGAUUGCUACAUGCGCUUGGCAAGCCUUGGUGUAUCGUCAAAAAAACUAUCAAAAGUUGCUGUUGCUGUUCUCCGAACCAUUGCGCAUUAUGACAUCUCAGAGAGUGAUUUGCCAAAAGCUACUUUCAGGAAGACAAUACCAUCAGAGGCCAAUGUCAUCUCUACAAUACAAGUAGCCAACGAAAUGAAAGAGUGCGUCAAUGCAACAAUACACAGUGAUGGAACCACCAGAGAUGGCGUUAAAGUUGUAGACUUUGAAGUGACAGUCGGGCCAGGCAAAACCAGAACCAUGGGCAUCACAGAAGUAGGUAAAGGGGAUGCUGACACUCAGCUUAGCGCCCUUUUGUUCAACUUGGAGAAAUUGGUGAUAGUAACUCAGGAGUCUGAGGAAACGAGUGAGGAAUGUAAGAAAGAAGAAGUAAAACUGUUGUCUAAAAUAAAGAAUACAAUGGGAGACCAAGCAGCUACACAAAAGUCCUUCAACGCCAAACUGGAAGCUUACAGAAGUGAGGUGGUACCAGCAAUGAUGAAUGGAUGGGAUGAACUUGGGGAGGAAAUACAAGUGCAAAUUCUAACAAUGAACCACUUCUAUUGUAAUUUGCAUAUAUUGAUAGGUAUGGCAACAUACUGCGACAAAGGCCUCAAACAACUGGAAGAAACUGUAUGGGCCCCUAAAUUUGGGCGUCUUGGUGCUGAGGCAAACCCUGAUCUACAAAAUACCGAUGGCUCUUACAGAUACCAGCCAGGAAGUUCUGCUACCCAGCGAUUAGCAAGGACAGCAUGUGAAGCACUGGCUCCUGGCGGAAAUCAACAAGCAAACGCAAUUGGCCGCUUCAAAACAUACCGAGAAAUCCACAAUAUUAAGUUAAUGAAGAUGGCGUCUUUCCGGGCAAACAGAUUUAAUUGCCUCUUCGAUCGAGCUGCCGGAGUGUACUACCACCGACUACACAUUGUCGACGCAUUAGGUGAGGGAUUUAUUGACUGUUCAACAAACAAUCUUCUCAAAGCAGUUCUGGACGACUCAAAAUCACUACCUUUGCUUGCAGGUCUCCGUGCACUUGGAAUCUUGCACAAGCAGCUAACCGAGCCAUAUUGGCUACUCUGCGAGCAUCGUAAUGUGCAGAUUUUGGAUUUUGGACCUCAUAUCCAAAACCUGUACCAGCGUCUGGAUAGUUGGAAGUCUGAUGCAAGUCCACUGUUGAGUGCGGAUUUUCCACCAAUUUUCGUUCUUGCUGAUGGUGAGAUAUUGGAACCUGUUAAGGACGAAGUUUUCAUGGAGUUAUAUGCCAAUCAAGGUGAACAAGUGGACACCAUUACCAAGGAGGCAUUAGAAGUUAUGGCUGCAGAGAUGAUGAUCUUACUCAAGAGGCGAUUUGUAGACCAAUUGGAAGGGCAGUACAGUGGCAACAUACCUCAACAUAUCCGAGAAGAAACACAACACACCAUGAAGACGAACAAGAGGGGAGAAAAUGACUUUGCAUAUUGGGCCCAUGUCAAGGAAACCAAACCUACGCAAUUGGAUGUAAACAUUGAGGGCACUGCGAUGUUUUCACUUAACUACACCGACAAGUACCUAGACCAUCUACGGAAGGCUGAGCCUUUAAAGUACACGAAAGUCAUCAGACAAGGUAGACGCUUGCGCAAGAAAGUUCAGGGAAUUUACCAUGCCCGUGCUCAAGAGAACAAGAUAUCCCAGCAAGAACACAUGCUUGCCAAACAGAGGGACCAUGAAAGGAAGAAAGCAAAGAAAACAGAAUUAGUCCAGUCUCAUGUCAAAUUCAUCAAUGACCAUGGGGGUGAAUGCAAAACACCUGACGACGUCUCCAAAUUUGCAAGUCAAUUUCAAGCUAAGACAGCCAAACGCCAAGGUCUCAACAUCCUGAUGCAGUACAUAAAACAUAAGUAUAGAAGAGUUAUCACUAAACUGAGAAGAGAGGACAAAUCACUGGCCACUAUUGGCAACAAGACAAUAGAAAACAUUCAAGAUGACACUAGCAAGCUGCUCGACCUCAUUGGUGAAAAAAGCAAGGUAUUAGACGCGGAAGUGCUACAACAAGCAUCAACAGUCCAAUCCUUGAACUUGGAACAAUUGAAAACAUCCAUUUUGGAUAAUUCUUCAGCAGAGGACAGCUCUGUGGAUGUUGCCCACAAGUUGAAGGAGCUAGCCCCAAAAUCAUCCGACUCAGAGUGUGAAGAUCAAACGUCUGACUCAGAAGAGGACACUGCCACUUCGGACUCUGAAGAUGACACGGCCACUUCGGACUCUGAAGAUGACACUUCCGCUUCGGACUCUGAAGAUGACGACGACACUGAACCACCCAAGAAGAAAGCCAAAAUGACAUGUUGGAAGCGUGGAGACUACAUCAUUGCAGCGUGGACAGUAUAUGGAAACUGGUUUCCAGGCAUAGUGAGCUCAGUGAUAAGCGAUGAGAUGGCCAUUGUUAAAUAUUUUGUACGUUCAAAAAAUAAGGAUAACAUUUUUGUAUGGCCACCAGACUCUGACAUUCAGACUACUCAUACCAGUCAGGUAUUGGCUUAUAAUGUGGACAUGUUCCCAUGUAGUAACCUCAGAUUCCACCAGCUGAAUAUUGACAUUAACAAGAUGAACCAGGAAUUUGCUGCAUUUAGUAACUCGUCGUAAUUUUGUGCAACUGAUUCAACUGGACAACAAAAUGAAACUCAGUCAAAGGUCAGCACAAAGACAUGUACAUUUAACUUGUGAUGGAUAUCUUUAUUAUGAAAUGUAACAUGACAGUACUUGUGAUUGGUAGCAUGGAUGAUUAUGACAAACAAUUUUAUUUUGAUAUGAUCUAUCAAACUUUGGUAACAUGUCAAUAUGCAAAUUAGUUAUAAAUUACUUACCAUAUUACCAAAACACACAUUUCUGCUCAUCUGAGUGUAAAACUGAUGAUUUUAUUGUGUUCAGCACCCCCCAAAACCCCUAUAUGACACACAUUUUUUUAAAUAUCUGGUACGUAGAGGGAGUUAUGAGUCAUACGCAUAUUUAAUGAGCUCGACAUAGCCAAAUUUCCUGACGACCCAUUUUGCCGGAGGCUCAAUUUGACACAAAGUAGUCAUUUUGAAGGAUCAAAUUUAAAAAAAUAAUAUUAAACACAUACUUUCUGCUUUAUUUUCUUGAUUUAUGUAUCAAAUACUUUACAUACACUUAAUAUUGGACAUUUUAAGGCACUAAUUGUUACAUAUAUAUGCCUUUGAAAACGCAAAAUCUUCAAAAUCAUCGUUUUCACCCAAUUUCGCAUGAAAAACCACGCUUUUCUUGACAGUUUGAUUGAGCAUAUUUCGAAAACGCUUCAACCGAUUUGAACGAUUUAAAUUGCAUUCUUAUUUUUUUAUCUUACUCUUUCAAAUAAAGUAAUUCCCAGCAUUUUCUGGGAAUGUUUAAAAAAUAGUGUGUCC